GGUGUGUGGGAAUUUUGGCAAAACUCUCCCAAGCCCAUGGGGGUGGGGCGAAGGACAACUUUCUUAGAAAUCUCACCUUGACCACCCAUUAAAUUCGCCGUCCAGGUUUCCUUACCACCCUGUCAGGCCCUAGGCCUUCUCCCUCAGGGAGCGGGUGCUAGUGUGCCCUGCCAGAGGUUCUGGGCAGAACUUCAUGAGAGCAAGCCCAUUCUCUUCCCCCAUCUUCUCUUUUCCCAGAAGCAGGAAGAGGUAACAUGUGAAAGUUGUCCCCGAGCCCCGAGUGAUGCGCUUCCCCUUUCUGUCUCUUUUUCAGGCAGCGCUGCCUUCUCCAUCAUCCUGACCCGGGAGAAGAAAUACCGGAGGAGAAACUCCUCACCCUGCCCUGCCCCCAUCACACACCUACUGGUACACCUCAUGCCUGGGUCCAGAGUGGGUGAGGGUGAAGAACCCACCCAGCCAAGAUGAUCCCUUCUCUGGGGACUGCCGCUGGUGUCCUCCCCCAGAUCCCGGGCCCCAGCAGGUGGGAGAGUGGCCCCCAACUGAGUCCUAUCAGACUGCUGCAGAGGAGGUGAAGAGGGGUUGAGAAGAGGCACCCAUCCCGGAGCCUGGAGCUACUUGCCUUCACCCUGUAGAUUUUGACUGCUUUAGGAGAGAAGGACCUGUUGGUGGCCUUUGGAGGCAGGAAGCUGGACUGUGGCUCUGCCCCAGCACCUAUGCCCCCACCUCUGGCAGCGUCAUGAGUCAGUUUCAGGUGCCCCUGGCAGUCCAGCCAGACCUGCCAGGCCUUUAUGACUUCCCUCAGGGCCAGGUGAUGGUAGGGGGCUUCCAGGGGCCUGGGCUCCCAAUGGCUGGGAGUGAACCCCAACUCCGAGGGGGUGGAGAUGGGCGGAAGAAACGGAAACGGUGUGGUACUUGCGAGCCCUGCCGGCGGCUAGAAAACUGUGGGGCUUGCACCAGCUGUACCAACCGCCGCACACAUCAGAUCUGCAAACUGCGCAAGUGUGAAGUGCUGAAGAAAAAAGUGGGGCUUCUCAAGGAGACAGGCUCAGAGCUCAGCCCAGUUGAUGGACCUGUUCCAGGUCAGAUGGACUCAGGGCCAGUGUACGAUGGGGACUCACGGCAGCUAAGCGCCUCAGGGGCGCCGGUCAAUGGUGCUAGAGAACCUGCUGGACCCAGUUUGCUGGGCACUGGGGGUCCUUGGCGAGCAGAGCCGAAGCCCGACUGGGACGUGACCCCCGGACCAGCUCAUACUGCUCGCCUGGAAGAUGCCCACGAUCUGGUGGCCUUUUCGGCUGUGGCCGAAGCUGUGUCCUCUUAUGGAGCCCUUAGCACCCGGCUCUAUGAAACCUUCAACCGUGAGAUGAGUCGCGAAGCUGGGAACAACAGCAGGGGACCCCGGUCAGGACCCGAGAGCUGCUCUGCUGGCAGCGAAGACCUUGACACGCUGCAGACGGCCCUGGCCCUCGCUCGGCAUGGCAUGAAACCACCCAACUGCAACUGCGAUGGCCCAGAAUGCCCUGACUACCUCGAGUGGCUGGAGGGGAAGAUCAAGUCUGUGGUUGUGGAGGGAGGGGAGGAGCGGCCCAGGCUCCCAGGGACUCUGCCUUCUGGUGAGGCUGGUCUUCUGGCGCCAAUCACCAGGCCACUCCUCAGCUCUGAGGUCCCUCAUAUACCUCCUCCUCUGGAGGGCCUGCCCCUGUCCCAGAGUGCCCUGAGUAUCGCCAAGGAAAAAAACAUCAGCCUGCAGACCGCCAUCGCCAUUGAGGCCCUCACACAACUCUCCUCUGCCCUCCCCCAACCUUCUCACGCCACCUCCCAGGCUUCUUGCCCCCUUCCUGAGGCCUUGUCCCCUCCUGCCCCUUUCAGAUCUCCCCAGUCCUACCUCCGGGCUCCCUCAUGGCCUGUGGUCCCUCCUGAAGAGCACCCAUCCUUUGCUCCUGAUAGCCCUGCCUUCCCUACAGCAACUCCUAGAACAGAGUUUCCUGAAGCCUGGGGCACUGACACCCCACCAGCAACUCCCCGGAGCUCUUGGCCCAUGCCCCGCCCAAGCCCUGAUCCCAUGGCUGAACUGGAGCAGUUGUUGGGCAGUGCCAGUGAUUACAUCCAGUCAGUAUUCAAGCGGCCCGAGGCCCUGCCCAGCAAGCCCAAGGUCAAGGUUGAGGUACCCUCUUCCUCCCCAUCCCCAUCCCCAUCCCCCAUUCUCCAAAGGGAGGCCCCCACACCGUCCUCAGAGCCCGAUUCCCACCAGAAGGCCCAGACGGCCCUGCAGCAGCACCUCCACCAUAAGCGCAGUCUCUUCCUGGAACAGGCCCACGACGCCUCCCUCCCCCCUCCCGCGGAGCCUCCUGCUCCCGGCUGGUGGGCACCACCCAGCUCACCUGCCUCACGGCCAUCCGACAGAGCACCCAAGGAGAAGAAAAGGAAGCCCCUGGCACCAGCUGGAGGUCUCGUGGGAACUGACAAAGCUGGCCCUGGGAUCAAGCCCAGUGUCCGGAAGUCCAUUCACAUCAAGAAGUCCAGGCCACGGGAGGCACAGCCCCUCUUCCCACCUCUGCGGCAAAUCAUCCUGGAAGGGCUGAGGUCCCCAGUCUCUGAGGACGUGCAGGCACAUCCACCUGCCCCCGUUCCUGCCUCACAGGGCUCUGCUGUCCCCCUGCCCCCAGAACCUUCUCUUGCGCUAUUUGCACCUAGUCCCUCCGGGGACAGCCUGCUGGCCCCUACUCAGGAAAUGAGGUCUCCCAGCCCCAUGGCAACCCUGCAGCCAGGCUCCGCUGGCCCUCUUCCCCCUGCCGAUGACAAGCUGGAAGAGCUCAUCCGGCAGUUUGAGGCUGAAUUUGGGGAUAACUUUGGGCUUCCUGGCCCCCAAUCUGUGCCCUUUCAGGACCCCGAGAACCAGCCAACCUGUCUCCCAGCCCCCGAGAGCCCUUUUGCUACCCGCUCUCCCAAGCAAAUCAAGAUCGAAUCUUCAGGGGCUGUGACUGUGCUCUCAACCACCUGCUUCCAUUCAGAGGAGGGAGGCCAGGAGGCCACACCCACCAAGGCCGAGAACCCACUCACACCCACCCUCAGUGGCUUCCUGGAGUCACCUCUUAAGUACCUGGACACACCCACCAAGAGUCUGCUGGACACACCUGCCAAGAGAGCCCAGGCCGAGUUCCCCACCUGUGAUUGCGUAGAACAAAUAGUGGAGAAAGAUGAAGGUCCGUAUUAUACUCAUCUGGGAUCUGGCCCCACGGUAGCCUCCAUCCGGGAACUCAUGGAGGAGCGGUACGGAGAGAAGGGGAAAGCCAUCCGGAUCGAGAAGGUCAUCUACACGGGGAAGGAAGGGAAGAGCUCACGUGGCUGUCCCAUCGCAAAGUGGGUGAUCCGCAGGCACACGCUGGAAGAGAAGCUGCUCUGCCUGGUGCGGCACCGGGCGGGCCACCACUGCCAGAAUGCCGUGAUCGUCAUCCUCAUCCUGGCCUGGGAGGGCAUCCCCCGAAGCCUCGGAGACACCCUCUACCAGGAGCUCACCGAUACCCUCCGGAAGUACGGGAACCCCACCAGCCGGAGAUGUGGCCUCAACGAUGACCGUACCUGCGCUUGCCAAGGCAAAGACCCAAAUACCUGUGGUGCCUCCUUCUCCUUCGGUUGUUCCUGGAGCAUGUACUUCAAUGGCUGCAAAUAUGCUCGGAGCAAGACUCCUCGCAAGUUCCGCCUCGCGGGAGACAACCCCAAAGAGGAAGAAGUGCUCCGGAAGAGUUUCCAGGACCUGGCCACCGAAGUUGCUCCCCUGUAUAAGCGGCUGGCCCCCCAGGCCUAUCAGAACCAGGUGACCAAUGAGGAAAUAGCGAUUGACUGCCGCCUGGGGCUGAAGGAAGGGCGGCCCUUCUCAGGGGUCACGGCCUGCAUGGACUUCUGUGCCCACGCCCACAAGGACCAGCAUAACCUCUACAACGGGUGCACGGUGGUCUGCACCCUGACCAAGGAAGACAAUCGCUGCGUGGGCAAGAUUCCCGAGGACGAGCAGCUGCACGUACUCCCCUUGUACAAGAUGGCCAACACGGAUGAGUUUGGCAGCGAGGAGAACCAGAACGCCAAGGUGGGCAGCGGGGCCAUCCAGGUGCUCACCGCCUUCCCCCGCGAGGUCCGGCGCCUGCCGGAGCCUGCCAAGUCCUGCCGCCAGCGGCAGCUGGAAGCCAGGAAGGCGGCAGCUGAGAAGAAGAAGGUUCAGAAGGAGAAGCUGAGCACUCCUGAGAAGAUCAAGCAGGAGGCCCUGGAGCUGGCUGGCAUCCCCACUGACCCAGGCCUGUCUCUGAAGGGUGGAUUGUCCCGGCAAAGCCUGAAGCCCUCCCUCAAGGUGGAGCCACAGAACCACUUCAGCUCCUUCAAGUACAGCGGCAACGCGGUGGUGGAGAGCUACUCGGUGCUGGGCAGCUGCCGGCCCUCCGACCCGUACAGCGUGGACAGCGUGUACUCCUACCACUCCUACUAUGCACAGCCCGGCCUGGCCUCCGUCAACGGCUUCCACUCCAAGUACGCGCUUCCGUCAUUUGGCUACUAUGGCUUUCCAUCCAGUAACCCCGUCUUCCCCUCUCAGUUCCUGGGUCCUGGCACCUGGGGGCACAGUGGCAGCAACAGCAGUUUUGAGAAGAAGCCAGACCUCCACGCUCUGCACAACAGCCUGAGCCCAGCCUACGGUGGUGCUGAGUUUGCCGAGCUGCCUGGCCAGGCUGUUCCCACAGACACCCACCACCACCCUGCUCCUCACCACCAGCAGCCUGCUUAUCCAGGCCCCAAGGAGUAUCUGCUUCCCAAGGCCCCCCAGAUCCACCCAGUGUCCAGGGACCCCUCUCCCUUUGUACAGAGCUCCAGUUGCUACAGCAGAUCCAUCAAGCAAGAGCCGGUAGAUCCACUGGUCCACGCCGAAUCUGUACCCAGAGAGCCUGGCAAGAUGGUCAGAAUGCCUUUGCCCGAGGCGUCUCAGAAUGGGGGACCCAAUCACCUAUGGGGACAGUACUCAGGAGGCCCAAGCGUGUCCCCCAAGAGGACUAACAGUGUGGGUGGCAGCUGGGGUGUGUUCCCUCCUGCGGAGAGCCCUGCCGUUGUCCCCGAUAAGCUCGGUUCUUUUGGGGCUGGCUGCCUGACCCCUUCCCACUUCCCAGAUGGCCAGCAUCAGUGGGGGUUAUUCCCUGGCGAGGGGCAGCAGCCGGCCCCCCAGCCUGGAGGACGGCUGCGGGGCAAGCCGUGGAGCCACUGCAAGUUUGGGGACACCGCCUCGGCCUUGGCUGGGCCCAGCCUAACGGAGAAGCCAUGGGCGGUAGGAGCCGGGGAUUUCAACUCUGCCCUGAAAGGUGGUCCCAGAUUCCAAGACAAGCUUUGGAGCCCCUUGAAAGGGGAGGAGGGAAGGAUUCCAACCCCGGGGGUGAGCCAGCUGGACAAAGCCUGGCAGUCCUUUGGCAUGCCCCUUGGCCCCAGUGAGAAGCUGUUCGGGGCCCUGAAGUCCGAGGAGAAGCUGUGGGAUCCCUUCAGCCUGGAGGAGGGGACGGCGGAGGAGCCCCCCAGCAAGGGCACGGUCAAGGAGGAGAAGGGCGGCGGAGGCAGCGGCGCUGGUGGGGCAGAGGAGGAGGAGGAGGAGGAGCUGUGGUCCGACAGUGAACACAACUUCCUGGACGAGAAUAUCGGCGGCGUGGCCGUGGCCCCCGCUCACGGCUCCAUCCUCAUCGAGUGCGCCCGGCGGGAGCUGCACGCCACCACGCCCCUCAAGAAGCCCAACCGCUGCCACCCCACCCGCAUCUCGCUGGUCUUCUACCAGCACAAGAACCUCAACCAGCCCAAUCACGGGCUGGCCCUCUGGGAGGCCAAGAUGAAGCAGCUGGCAGAGAGGGCACGGGCGAGACAGGAGGAGGCCGCCCGGCUGGGCCUGGGCCAGCAGGAGGCCAAGCUGUAUGGGAAGAAGCGCAAGUGGGGGGGCGCCGUGGUCGUCGAGCCCCAGCAUAAGGAAAAGAAGGGGCUUGUCCCCACCCGGCAGGCGCUGGCCGUGCCCACGGACUCAGCAGUCACCGUGUCCUCGUAUGCCUACACGAAGGUCACGGGCCCCUACAGCCGCUGGAUCUAGGUGCCAGGGUGCCAAGGAGCCAGCGUACCUCAGCGUCGGGCCAGGCCCGAGCUGCCUCUGUGGUGCUUUCGCCCUCACACCUGGGGGCGGGUUGGGGGUGCAGAAGUCUUUUUAUCUAUAUAUACAUAUAUAGAUACGCAUAUAUAUGUAUUUAUGGUCCAAACCUCAGAACUGACCCGCCCCUCCCUUCCCCCCGAUUCCCCAGCACUUUGAAGAAGAAACUACGGCUGUCGGGUGAUUUUUUUCGUGAUCUUAAUAUUUAUAUCUCCACGUUGGUUUUUUUCCUCCCUUGUUUGGGGGGGGGCCUUUUAUUUUCUCUUGUUUUUAAAACUCUAUCCUUGUAUAUCACAAUAAUGGAAAGAAAGUUUAUAGUGUCCUUUCACAAAGGAGUAGUUUUAAAUUCCAUUUAAAAUGUGUAUUUAUUGGAUUUUUUUAAAAGUGACAAUUGUAAUGGUAAAGGAUCGGCAGGAAAGGCCAGAAGCACUCAUUCCUGCCCAGUUGUGCUGGGCCUGGUGAGCCUGGCCCUCUUGGGAGCUGACAAGGUUCUCUCAGCCAUCGGCCCCUCAUGAGCCAAGUGCAGGUUGUAGCCACCCACUGCAUCCCUCCUGACAGACAUGCCUUCCCUUCAGGGGAGGGAGCCCUCAGGACAGCUUCUGUCCUCUCCGGUAGGAUGGGAGAAUCUGUAGAACAACAGCUGGGGUCCCUUUUCCAGUCACCGGCUUGGAGUCGGGGAUGGAGGCAGGUGCGCCCCAGGCCAGGCACCUGAGAUGCUGGCAUAGAUUUUCCCAGAAACCAGGUUGGAAGUAGACAGCUUCAAGCUUGCUAGUCUCCACACUGAAUCCUCUCUGUCCCUUAGCUAUCAAGUCAUGUGAUACCGUGGUCCCCUCGGCAGCACCUCGGGAUGGAGCUGGAAUCAAGAGGUUCUCGGGAGCCUUUUCCACCGAGCUGACUAGCCAACGAAUACUGGCUGGAAGGAAUUUGUCUUAGUGGCAGGUUUUUUUUUUAAAAAAAUGCCCCAAAGUCUGUGCUGAUACCGAAAAGGGCUACUGUAUCUUUAAAAACAGGAAGUUGAACCCAAGCUGUGAAAAGCCAGCGGUGCUGUGUGCAGCGCUGCGCAGAGCCUGGUGCUGUAGUGUUGUGCUGGGACUUCCUUGACUCGGGCAGGCUGCAUCUGCAGGAGCUCCGCACAGCAGUGUGACAGCAGUAACGCAUCUCCUUAUCCCUGGAUUUCACAUUGGACAAUGGUGCAUGCCUCAUACCUGAGCCCACCUCCUCCAUGCUAUCAUUUGGGGAGUGGGCCUACACUUAAUGAUUUUAAAAUGCAAGAGUCAAACAUUUUCAGCAGGUAGCUAUGAUUUUCCUCCCUAAUUGGUGCCAUUUCUCUAUUUGGUCAUUUUCUCCUUUCCUUCCUCCCCUCUCCACCCACUUGAACAUGCCCGUUCUAAAAUUCUGGUGCAUUCAUUCAGUUCUUUGAAAUGAGAAUGUGGUGCUUAAUUUUUUCAACAUUGUUGAGAGAGGUUGGGCCUGACAGGCGGAAGCAACGUGCGUUGACAGCAAGUCAGACUUCUUGGAGUGUCUGUUUUUCCUGUGGUAUUAGCAGAAAUUAUAUCCAGCUACCCAUGUGGAUGUGUGUGGUGAGUGGGAGGCUUCAUAAGGACACAGAGGGGAAUAUGGCCCCACAGUGAAUGACAGCCAAGCCCUGAGAUAAACAUCAGAUAUUUAUUGAGCAGUUUUAUUCAGAUGUGGGUCUUCAUAAAAUGAGUUUAACAAUCAGAUGAUGAUGCUAAAGGCAAGUUCCUGAGCUUCCAGGUGCCUUGUGUAAGAGCUGAGAAUUGGCCCGCUGGGUGUUUACUGUAACUGUUCCAGAAGCACUGGCGGAGAGUCGCUGUGAGAUGUCCUGAGCAUUUAUGUGGUCUGGUUUUAACUGUAAAUAGUGAAAAAAAAAUUUUUUUAAGCACUUUUGCCUAGAUUUAAACAGCAACUUGAAAAAAAGUAUGUUUUAACAUGUAAUUGUGGGAGAAAUUGUAAAUAGUAGCUGAAUAUUUAACGUGCUUUGUCUAUCCUUCACUUUUACCAUAUUCUGUAAAGUUGCAUUUAUUUUACAGGACAAAAAUGAAAUAUUAUUGCUUUUGAAAUAAGUACCCAAGAGCUUAUCAGGAUUUCGAAUUAUUCAGAACUCAGAUUUAUAGGAAAACCUCUGACCUUCAGUUUGACAAGCUAAAGGAAGCAGAGUCUUUAAUGAGCAUGCUGAUUUUCUAGUUUUGAGGAAAAGUUGGGUCCUUUAAAUGCUAUUUUGCUUAUCGCAUCAGUACUUUUAUGCAGGUCUCAUUUGACUCCGUGCUUAGGUAGAUGCGGGGGUGCCUUGAAAACUUCAUUUUAAAUUAUCUUAAGCAAGAAAUACAGUAUUUUACAAAACAUUUGGAGAAUGUGACCGUCUGUAUGACCCGGGAAAGCCCCAGGUUGGCUGUUGGUUUGGAAGGUCCUGAGUGUAACCCAGGUGAUUCUGAUGCUUGGCAUGUAUGAAUCUCCUUGAUGUGUGUUAAAUAGACCCUUCCCCUCAUCCCCCUUUGGUAGCAAAGCCAUUAGAUGAAAGAAGAAACCAAUACAAGCUAAAAGCAUGUGAUGUCUGUCCCCCCAGCCCAAACAGCCUUCGGUUCAUAAAUUCUAGAUCAGCAAAUAGGCUGCUGAGAAGUGAGUCAAGAGGCAGUCUCCAUUGGACGUCCCCAUGCCCUUCAGAACGGUGUUUCAGAAAUUAGGUGGUGCUGUUGCCAUGCUCAAGCCCAUGCUGAUUUUUACACACUACAUGUAUAACCUACCUCAAAUCUCAGUCAUUAAAUUAGCAUGCUUUAGACGUAUGUUGAAAAAGUAACUAUGCACAGCUCUUUAUCCCCCCCCCCUUGCUGCUGAAGGUUUCUUAAAGAGAAAAAUCAAAUUUUUAUUUUUUACUGGCACUAUCAUUUUUUAAGUCCUAAAGAUGAUUAACAGACAUUUUUAUCAUGAGAAGAAAAAUAAAGCCAUUGCAACUAAAGAACCUAACAGCAUGAUCAAGUUUUAAUAAUAGUAUAGCAGCGGAAAUGAUGGAGUCUUAGAGUCAUCCCCCAGUGUGCCCUGUCCACAGACGCCAUCCACAUGCAGUGCAGACAUUUGGUUCUUCUUCUGUUUUGUUUUCCCCGCCUUUUGCUUGCAAGGAAAGUACUUGCAAAGUUUUGUGCUAAGAGUUUUUUAAAAUAAAAAUCGCUUUGUGGCAGGUUCUCGCAAAAUAACUGGUGCUAGCUCAAGAAACCGUUAUCUGACCAUCAGAGAUCUUGAGUAAGGUGUUUCAUGGAUUUUGAGGUUUCUUGUUUUUGUUGUUGUUUGGUGUGUUUUUUGGCAGGGCCUAGGUUUCCCACACUCUGGCUUCGUGGGUACUGCUUUGCUGUCUCACUGAGAUGACAGAUAUGCAUGGAAAGAGAUCAUACCCACCCCUCUUGGUCCUUUCACCAGCCUCUUUUGGAAACAGUAGUUUGCAGAACAAGGGACUUUUACAGUGCUAAAGUAAGGAAAGAAGAGCAGAUCUUAAUUGCUUUGUACCAGACAGCAGUGGGUGUGUGAGGACGGGUGACAGUGAGUAAGUAGAUGGUAACCUGAAUUCCAUUGAGAGAACCCGGCCAGGCUUCAUGAAGUUAACCACCGCCAGAUCUCACACCAAGGCAGUGCUGUGGAAAAUUAAAAUGAUAGCCCUGACGUGCCUCAACCAGUCUCUCUUUCCUUUUGUUACUGAAGUGUGUUUUAUGGACUAGGAAGCAUUUUUAUGAAUUGAAAUAGUAUAAAUAAAAUGGUGCUAUGGUGUUUUAAUGUGACUGUCCCUGAUCCUGUCCUGCUGAGGUGCUAUCAAGGUUCUGAAACCACAACCAACCAAAAACAAGGUGGGCUCCAGUCUCUCUUGGCUUCUCCCCCCCUCCCCCCUUUUGGUGCUGUCUCCUUAGACCUCUGUUUACGUGCUAGAACCUGCUCUGAGCAGUUUUUCUGUUUUGUUUUAUUCUUCCCUUGCUGGCCAAAUAGAAAGGCAAGUCUCGAAGGCAGCCAGCCCCCUUACUACGACGGGGAAUGGGCUUGACGGGGAAUGGGCCUGCCUGGCUUGGAGGUGGCGGGAGCUCUCAUUUCACAUCUGUCCUCUUAGGCCUGAUAAGAAAGGAGGUGUGAAGGGCUUUUCUUUUUUCUUUUUUUUUGGAGGAAGGGGAGUUGGGUACUCCUGCCUCUUCUAACGUGGCAGGCAUUCUCAUAGCCAACACACAUUUUCCUCCUGCAGUCCAGGGUGCCAAGUAGAUGUCUCUGAGGGUUCCAAAGGUGCUCUGCAUACCAAGGUGGGCCAGAUGGGCCUCCUUCCUCACCUAGCACUGGCCAGGACCAUGGUGGGCAGGGGUCUCAUUCCUUUGCUCCUCACAGCCUUUGCCCCAGCAAUGCUUCUGCUUCUCAUUGGGAACCCCUCAUGUUCAGACUUAAAGGAAGGAGCUUUCUUUGCUCACUCGGUGCCACUGAGGCUCUUUUUAGUUGGUGCUAUCCUAAAUUUCUUCUUGGGUCCACAAAAGUUGAUAUUUUAAAAACUCAACAGGAAGCUCCAUUUUGUGUCAUCCACUGUCACAAUAAUUUUUUUAAAUACCUCAAAAACAAAACAUCAUGACAACUUUGGUAAAGUAGAUUCCAUGAGGGUCUGAUACAUACAGGUUGUCCAUUUGAUGACAUACUUGACCUUGCAGAAUCUGGGGUCAUUUUGUUUUUCAUUCUUCAGUUAAAAUGGCAGAAUGCCUAAAGGAAGGACUGUGGUUGACUUUAUUUCAUUUCCUUUUUUUGCUUUUGAAUAAAAUGUGAAUUUCCCAUGCCCAUCUCAUUGAGCUUUUUCAGUCAUGGUUGCUGUCAUUUGAAAUGACUCCCUCAAAACCUAGUUUUAUUAGCCAGCUGCAUUUGCUGUAGUACAUGGCCAACUUCAACAUACCCUGGACCAAAAUGAACAUUUUUUGGGGUGCAUACCCCCAGCAUAGGUUAUACAGUCCCACACCCACAUGUGCAAAGAGCUUUUCCAUGUGUGAGGCCCCCGUCUUGGCGCUCCCAGCCCUUCCUUCUGCAGAGCUGCCGACAAGAGCAAAGCAAUAGGCUUCUUCCCUGAGCAGAGACUGCAGCACAGAAAUGCAAAGUCUAAAGUUGCUUUUUGCCUAAGAAUCAGUGAGAAUUGGCCUACUUCCUUGUUUGCUUCUAUUCUGACAUCAGGGAUGCUUUUUGUAGUGGUAUUGUUUGCUCUCUUUUCUUGUUUUGACUACCUGUCAUUCAGGGAUAACUCAUCAUUAUUCACAUGAGGAUUUAAAAAAUACUAUUUGGCUCAUUUGACCAUCCAAAUUUUCUUGGUUCCAGUACUUUUUUUUCUUUUGAGGGGAAAAAGGAGGAGAAAAACAGGAGCGAUGUAAUUUCUUUUUCACGUAUUCUAAUUUAAAAAAAAACAAGGACAGGUCAUAUUGUGGCAUAUUAAUGCAUUAGACUUCAUCUAGAACCCCUGUAGCUUUUUGGUGUGUUUUAUUUCUUCUCUCUUUGAAUUCCUGUUUGGUUACUUGGCUUCCAAUGGAGGUGAACUUAACAACCAUACUUGAAUAUUCCGUCUUGACUUUGUAACUGUGGCUACUUGAAAUGAAGUUUAUCUGGGGUUGAUGGAUGAAUGGUAGAUUUUUGCAAUGUCUCAAGGCAAUAGGAUGUGUAUUAUUAAACUGUAGAUAUUCUUAGUACAGUAAAUUUAUGCUGAUAAUUUUAUUUUGUAUAAUUUUUACUUUUUUGUUAAUAUUUUUUCUUCCCACUUUAUUGGUUUGCCUCCUGAGCUACCCUCCUUGCCUUCCCUUCUCCCCCAGUGUUUCAGCAGAUUUAAUUUAGGGUGCCUAGAAAUUGCAAGUAUGUAUCCUUUUUUGAUUUGUAUUUUAUUAUAAUUUACACAAACAACUGGGUUUGUGAACUGUAUUACUCCUGGUAUCUUUAAAAUAUUGUGGGUGUUUUAAUAAAUUUUAUAUUUAUUUUUUGCACUCAAA
This is a messenger RNA of Balaenoptera ricei (Rice's whale), 12141 nucleotides long. It is a transcript of the gene TET3, whose product is annotated as tet methylcytosine dioxygenase 3. The transcript has 10 exons. The record is from RefSeq and is a predicted model, not a curated record. Bases 737 to 6097 code for a protein of 1786 amino acids. NCBI's taxonomy places the organism in Eukaryota, Metazoa, Chordata, Mammalia, Artiodactyla, Balaenopteridae. Gene Ontology annotation, cellular component: nucleus. Gene Ontology annotation, biological process: oxidative demethylation; positive regulation of transcription by RNA polymerase II. Gene Ontology annotation, molecular function: DNA 5-methylcytosine dioxygenase activity; zinc ion binding; DNA binding.